Molecule: messenger RNA, 9846 nt
Organism: Coregonus sp. 'balchen'
Lineage: Eukaryota; Metazoa; Chordata; Actinopteri; Salmoniformes; Salmonidae
Source: the annotation of a GenBank genome assembly
AUGAAGAAAGAGGAGGAUAGGCUUGAGAAAGGGGAGGAAGAAAGAAUGAAGAAGAGGAGGAUAGCUGAGAAAGGAGGAGGAGAAAGAAUGAAGAAAGAGGAGGAUAGGCUGAGAAAGGAGGAGGAAGAAAGAAUGAAGAAAGAGGAGGAUAGGCUGAGAAAGGAGGAAGAACAAAUAAUGAAGAGAGAGGAAGAUCGGCUGAGAGAGGAAGGGAGAAGGAUGAGGGAGGAGGAAGAAAGAGUGAGGAAGGCCGCAGAGGAAGAUUGGCUGAGAGAGGAAAUUAGGAUAAAGAGGAUGGAGGAGGAGGAAAGAAUGAAGAGAGAAGAGGAGGAUAGGCUGAGAAAGGAAGAAGCAGAAAGAAUUAGGCUUGAAGAAGAAAGGGAAGAGGAAGAGGAGAGAAGAAGAGAUGAGGAGCAGAGAAAACUGAUGGAGGUAAAAGAGAGGUUUAGGGUGGAGGAAGAAAAUAUGAAAAAAGAAGAGUUGAGAGGACAGGAAGAGAAGAUGACAGAGAAGGAGAAAAAGAGGAAUGCACAGAUGGAGGAACAGCGAAGGCAUGAGGAGGUGAGGGUAAAGUUGGAGGAAGUUGAGCAGCAGAUGGCGCAGAAUAGAGAGGCAGAGGCCAUCGUGUGCAAUAAUCCUUUUGAGGAAGUCUCUCCUACCACUUCAUGUGAUGACACCUCUUCAAAUAACCCGUUUGAGGAGACCCCCACAACCUCUUCUACUGGUCCCAUCAGCUGCCGAACAAAUAAAGUAUCAGCAGUCAAGCCAAGGUCAGUCCCACUCCCAAACCGCACACACGAACACACACACACAUGCACGAACAUACACACACACUAUUUUACUGUCUCAGUUCCCCAGAAUUGUGUUACCCCUUAGAUGUCAUAAAUUAUGGAUGCACUAUUUAUUUAGUCUGCAAAAGCAGCUGGUGGUCUCCAAAAGCAACACCCUCGUUUCUGCUGAACCCCCCUGAAGUCUGUCUCCUCAUCCACACACACCUACUAACGUCCCUGUCUCGUAUCAGACAUCCCCUUUCAUCUUCUAACAGAACUAUAUAAAUUAUGCUAACAUUCUCUUUCCCUGCGCUGUCAGUGCAGGGUGGCACAAGUCUGAUUAGAGUGGGAAACCUGCCAAUUUGUCUGAGAAUACUUUUAUACCACCAGUUAAUCAGGGGAGGCAACAAAACUGAUUAUGGAUGUGGCACAAUCAUUAUAGCUGCUUGUAGAAACUCAGCUGGAUGCAAUUGGGAUGGUUUUAUUGGAUCUGUACGGCUGUGGCACAAAAUACAGAUUUGAGCAGAAAACCUGUCGUUUUAUCAAAGACUUUGGUACAGGAAAGUGUUCUGUCUAAUAUAUUAAGUCAAUUGAAACGCUUGGUAAGAGUUAGAUCUCAGUGUGUUGGCGUCAUGGCCAUUUGGUGUGAAGGGAGUGUGUAAGCUAGAUGUCAUGGCAUCUGUUUGCCUGCGUGGUGCAUGACUCUACUUCAACAUGCACAUCUCAUUAAAGCACGAUUCCCUAAAGCAAAGAUGGGCAACUUUGAUGGGGUUGGGGGCCACAAAAAAUCUGAACUCAUCAUGAGUGGCUGCAGUUGCUCGCGGGUCUGCGUACCCAUAAACAUCCCCCCCUACACAUUUUGCUAUGGCACGGAGAGAAUAUUUAGCCAUUUUAUAACUAAUUUCAUGCAAUUCUACUCAUUUUGUCAUGGGGUGGAGAGGAAUGUUUGUAGUUUUUAAUAUGAUAUCUGAGUGAGACUGACUAACAAAAUCAAUGGGGGCCCCCAUUGAUGUGGAUGUGGUGUGCAUCUCAGUGGCUGUGUUUACACAGGCAGCCCAAUUCUGAUCUUUUUUUCACUAAUUGGUCUUUUGACCAAUCAGAUCAGCUCUGAAAAAUAUCUGAUGUGAAAAGAUCUGAUGUCAUUGUUCAAAAGACAAAUUAGUGGAAUAAAUAUCAGAAUUGGGCUGCCUGUUUAAACACAGCCCUUGUGUCUUUCUAUUGGAAACCUUUGGCUCAGCUGAGAUUGGCUGCUCUUCCCACCUAAUUGCUCCUGUAAGUUGCUCUGGAUAAGAGCGUCUGCUAAAUGACUAAAAUGUAAAAAAUGUAAUGAAUCAAUCGUACCUUGUUAUAAAGAUUCUACAGAUGUCAUAGUAAAGGUGUUACAGAGCGACACAAAGCAUUAGGUGAUUGCUGAAGUUUUUAAUGUCUGUAUCCUGAUGAGGCUGGAAUGAAGAAACCAACCAAUAGGAUGACAUGACUCAGUAUAGUCAAGGCAAGGCUGUUAUGUGAACAGGGAAUGGUUCAGAGGCUACAAACAGUAUAUUUUAUAGUGAUCAUUUUUCAAUUUUUUAUUUCUUUCUGUUCCCUAGUGUGUUUGUGUAACUAAGCUAACCGUUAUAACUAACCUUCAGGUCCCUCUCAGAAAGACCUAAUAAAAUGAAAUCCCACCCUUUCUCUCAUUGUCUUGUCUGGUGAAUUAGUUCCACCCUAGUAUCAACUUUGUUAGGAUGUAACACCUCUGUAGUUUGUGUUGUCUUCCUCUCUGCUAAAUGUGUUUGUGUGUGUGGAUUCCAACAAGGCUUGUUUUUGAUGAGGAAAAAAAAAUAGAACGCAUUGAAUUUAAUUCAAUAUGUUUUUCAUAACAUUGCAUCAUUACGUUUUAGAAACAAAUCCUUUGUUCUUAUAUAUAUAUAUAUAUAUAUAUAUAUAUAUAUAUUUUUUUUUUUUUUUAAAUAUUUAAAAUGUUUUAUGUGUGGUAGUUAGACCUUGUCAUCAGCAAAGUUCAAAUGUGUGAAGGCAACCAUCUCAUACAGCUGUAAAGUGCUCAUUCUUUGUCUUACUGCACCCUCCCCUCCCUAACCCUGCUCUUCCAGACCCUCGUCAUGGGUAAACCCAUCUCAGCCUAGUGUAUCUUCCAGACCCUCGUCAUGGGUGAACCCGUCUCAGCCUAGUGUAUCUUCCAGACCCUCGUCAUGGGUGAACCCGUCUCAGCCUAGUGUAUCUUCCAGACCCUCGUCAUGGGUGAACCCAUCUCAGCCUAGUGUAUCUUCCAACCCCUUCUUAUCGUCCUUGUCUCCUGAAAUUGAGAGUUCUAUGGACUCCCCUAGAGGCGAUGGGGAAACCAGAGGCGCCCAGGAUCCGUCUACUGAUCUAAUGGAAGAGAAAGACCCUGCCCCUCUGCCCCCCAACAACCAGCGCUGGGCUCGUAUGGACAACUGGCCUAGCAAGGGCAAUGCUCAUUCUGCCACAGCUAACCUCGCCCUAACAAAGCCAACAGAACCGCCCCCUCCUCCAAGACGUCAAUCUUCCACGUCACUGGUGGGAAGCGGGGAUGACCAGGAGAGUGUUAGUGGUCAGGACCAUUCCAGUACCAGGAUGGACAAGGGUCCUGCUCCACUGGCUCCAGAUAGACCAAGCCAGGCUCCAAGCCAGACACCGAGGGACCAGAGUAUGACCAGAGUGAAUCUGGGACAUAAGGACAGAGUAGGUGCCUCCAUGUCCAAGGUCUCUCAACGUGUGGUACAGAUGAUCACACCACUGAGAUCUUCCUCCACAGCUACAACAGAACACACCAGUGGAGGCCAGAGCUCUACCCGCCAUGGGAACCAAGCAGAACAACACAUGCCAUCUGCCACUGGGGGGUUGAGGGUGGCCAAACACAAUAAAGGUCCAGCACCCUCGAGGCCCCAGUACCCUCCAGGGAAGACGAUGCCAAAAGCUGAUGUAUUAGAUAAGCAAUUGAAUACUGAGGAACAUGACUCUUCGGUUGAGUUUGAUCCAAAUAAUCCCUUUGCAGAAGACUGCAGAAUGGAGAAGUCCUCUGGACGUGGUGAAGAACAGAGACUAACUGGUGAACAUCAGGAGAGCCUGGACUCUCACAAUCAUCAGAGUUGUACCCUCACAGAGGCAGAUCCAGGUUCAAUGCAGAAUAGUGUGGUUAGGGACACAAUAGACCUUCCAACGCCAGAUGUUCUGCUAGCUGAGGAUGGCUCCCGUCCCAUCAAAAGCACAUCAGCAAAGUGGGUCAGUGCUCCCUUGCCUCCAUUGAAGAAAACAUCCACCUCUAGAGAGGAGGAUACUGGUAAACACAGUUCUGUAAAACUGCAAAGCCCAGGGGCUUCCACUUCGAGUAAGCUUUCCUCAGGUAUCUCAGAAAAAACGCAGAAUUGCGGUGUGGGUGUGGCACUAAAUUGUGUUACCAUUGCCCAGCGCCCAUGUGUACCCUCACCUGCCCCCUCCUUCCUACCCCAACCCAAGCCCCUGAAGGGAUCAGGGGGCAGGAGUGACUGUCCUCCCCAGACAACAAGCUCUGUCCCUGGCCAGAGGACCCUGCUUCAUGCUGGAGCUGUGUCCUCCAUUGCAGAGCAGUGCAGUGGAGAGGAGGUGGGAGGGAGAGGGGACAGGCCUACCUCAAGCACAUGCAGGUGAGAGAAAGAUCUGUAGUGUGUAGCAGCCUUGUGCUCGCCAUGAAACCUCUCCUGUACUGUAGUUCAUUAAUGUAGUUAGAUUCAUAACGUUAAACUAUGUUAAAAAUAAUUAUAGAUUUCCUGUACAACUUUUGAAAGGUAUUGCAAAAACAACUUGGUCAGAAGUUCCAUUGAUACAAUUCAGGAAAGUGAAAUUAAACAUUUUAUAAAGAGAGUAAAUUCAUGAAGUGUUCACGAACAAUGCAUCCUACAAGCGAUUGGAAAAUUGUUUUACAAAUGAAUGUGACCUUUGUAAAAUGUAAUUAUCCGGAUAUCCCCCAUAUCCACCUGCUGCUUCUCCUCUAACACUUCAGGAAAGUUUGAGCGACUCUCACUGUCUCUGUCUCCCUGUCUAUCUCUAUUCAGGCCCCAUCCAGUAAAGCCCUUGAGCUCCCUGGAAAACCAGCCAGCCUCCAACAUCCAGGAGGGGCAGGCUGGCAAAUCUACAGGAAUCCUUGGUGUCCUUCAAGAGAAGAUAAAGGUACUAAUGCAAUAUAUCUCUGCCAUGAGGGAAAUUGAAACAGCAUUGAGUGAACCGAUGCACACCAGCAGCAGAUGAAAGAGCUACCUACAGAUUCUCUCACCAGUCAACAUAGAUCUGCUUUAGGCAGGAGGUGUAUGUGUACUGAAUAAUCAGACAUCAUUGUGUCUACAAUCUAUGUUGGGAAAGUGUGUGUGGGGGGGGGGGGGGGGGGGGGGGGGGGGGGGGGGGGGGCAUACUUAAAUUCACACAGGACACCAGAUAAGAAAGGAGAAUUACACCAGAUAUAACAGACUGACCCUAGCCCCCCGGCACAUAGACUAUUGCAGCAUAAAUACAGGAGGCUGAGACGGAGGGGGGGGGUUGGGGGACACUGUGGUCCCGUCCGACGAUACCCCCGGACAGGGCCAACCAGGCAGGAUAUAACCCCACCCACUUUGCCGAAGCACAGCCCCACACCACUAGAGGGAUAUCAACAGACCACCAACUUACUACCCUGAGACAAGGCUGAGUAUAGCCCACGAAGAUCUCCUCCACCGCACGAGCCCGAGGGGAUGCAAAACCGGACAGGAAGAUCACGCCUGUGACUCAACCCACUCAAGUGAUGCACCCCUCCUAGGGACGGCAUGGAAGAGCACUAGUAAGCCAGUGACUCAGCCCCUGUAAUAGGGUCAGAGGCAGAGAAUCCCAGUGGAGAGAGGGGAGUCGCUCCAGUGCCUUGCCGUUUACCUUCACACCCCUGGGCCAGACUACACUCAAUCGUAGGACCUACUGAAGAGAUGAGUCUUCAGUAAAGACUUAAAGGUCGAGACCGAGUCUGCGUCUCUGUUAGCAGUUGAUGUUAUUCUUUAAUAACAUAGACCCCAAAGCAAAUCAGGGGGAGAAAAAUAUAUUUAUUCAAAGAGAACUAAUCGUAGUUGUUGUGCUGGAAAGUAGAUGGUAGAUGUUCAUUCUUCGCUGUCAAUGUUUUCUCCACUGAACAAAGAGGCAGGAUGUAGUUUAUAGCCUCAAGCCUAGCAUGUGGCUGACCAAUUAGAAUUCCUUUCAAUCAAAUUUGGCCAAUGGCCAAAUACCAAGUAUCCUGUUUCAGGCUCAAUGUAUAGACAAUUUGGACCAAUGAGAACUUGCCACAUGUAGCUAUGAGUCCCUGGUUGGAAGCCCUACACAGAUUCUAAACAGAUGUUGAACUGAAAAACAACUAUUUCCAUUUAUCGUUAAUUCCCUCUUGACCUCUAGUCCUCUAUUGACCACUAGUCCUCUAUUGACCACUAGUCCUCUUCAUUGUGUAUUUAUCUUUGAAUAUUCUUACAUCUCUCACAUGGAUAGGCAGACCAUUCCAUAAAAAUGGAGCUCAAUAGGAGAAAGCCUUGCCUCCAGCUGUUUGCUAAGAAAUUCUAGGGACAAUAAGGAGGCCUGCGUCUUGUGACCGUAGCGUACAUGUAGGUAUGUACGGCAGGACCAAAUCGGAGAGAUAGGUAGGAACAAGCCCAUGUAAUGCUUUGUAGGUUAGCAAUUAAACCUUGAAAUCAGCCCUAGCCUUAACAGGAAGCCAGUGUAGAGAGGCUAGCAGCCGUGUUUUACACUAACUGAAGUUUUAUUUAGUGCUUUAUCCGGGUACCCAGAAAGUAGAGCAUUGCAGUUGUCUAAUCUAGAAGUGACAAAAGCAUGGAUUAGCUUUUCUGCAUCAUUUUUGGACAAAACGUUUUAGAUUUUUGCAAUGUUACGAAGAUGGAAAAAAGCUGUCCUUUAGCAGACGCUAUUAUCCAGAGCGACUUAGUGAGUGCUAACAUUUUUCGUACUGCCCCCCCGUGGGAAUCGAAUCCCCAACCCUGGCGUUGCAAGCGCCAUGCUCUACCAACUGACCAAUGUUCGUCAAAAGAGAGAUCAGGGUCCAGAGUAACGGCGAGGUCCUUCAGUUUUAUUUGAGACGACUGUACAACCAUCAAGAUUAAUUGUCAGAUCCAACAGCAGAUAUCUUUGUUUCUUGGGACUAGAAGUAAAAAAUGAAUGUCUGGAACACAGGCUUCCAGGGUAGGCAAUUGUGGGGCUUUCAUCGAAAUGUACAGCUGUGUGUCGUCCGCAUAGCAGUGAAAGUUGACAUUGUGUUUCCGAAUGACAUCACCAAGAGGUAGAAUAUAUAGUGAAAACAACAGUGGUCCUAAAAUGGAACAUUGAGGAACGCCGAAACGUACAAUUGAUUUGUCAGAGGACAAACCAUCCACAGACAUCUUUCCGACAGAUAAGAUCUAAACCAGGCAAGAACUUGUCCGUGUAGACCAAUUUGGGUUUCUAAUCUCUCCAAAAGAAUGUGGUGAUCGAUAGUGUCAAAAGCAGCACUAAGGUCCAGGAGCACAAGGACAAAUGCAGAGCCUUGGUCUGACGCCAUUAAAAGGAAAUGUACCACCUUUACGAGAGCAGUCUCAGUGCUAUGAUGGGGUCUAAAACCAGACUGAAGCAUUUUAUAGAUAUUAUUUGUCUUGAGGAAGGCAGUGAGUUGCUGGCAACCGGCUUUUUCCAAAUCUUUUUAGAGGAAUGGGAGAUUCGAUAUAGGCCGAUUUUUUUUUUUUUUUUUUUUUACAUUUUCCUGGUCAAGGUUUGGCUUUUUCAAGAGAGGCUUUAUUACUGCCACUUUUAGUGAGUUUGGUACACAUCCGGUGGAUAGUGAGACAUGUAUUAUGUUCAACAUAGGAGGGCCAAGCACAGGAAGUAGGUCUUUCAGUAGUUUAAGUUGGAAUAGGGUCCAGUAUGCAGCUUGAAGGUUUAGAGGACAUAACUAUUUCCAUGAAUGUGUCAAGAGAUACAGGAUAAAAAAAACUUGAGUGCCUCCAUUGAUCCUAGGUCCUGGCAGUUCUGUGCAGACUGAGGACAACUGAGUUUUGGAGAAAUACACGGAUUCAAAGAGGAGUCCGUAUUUUGCUUUCUAAUGAACAUGAUCUUUUCAUCAAAAAAGUUAAUCAAUUCAUCACUGCUGAAGUGAAAACCAUCCUGCUUUUUAGUAUCAAAAAUAAAUGUUGGAUUGUUCUUAUUCUCCUCAAUUAGGUUGGAAAAAUAGGAUGAUCGAGCAGCAGCAAGGGCUCUUCGAUAUUGCACGGUACUUUCUUUCCAAGCUAGUCGGAAGACUUCCAGUUUGGUGGAGCGACAUUUCCAUUCCAAUUUUCUGGAAGCUUGCUUCAGGGCUCGGGUAUUUUCUGUAUACCAGGGAGCAAAUGUCUUGUGACAAAUGUUUUUUGUUUUUAGGGGUGUGACUGCAUCUAGGGUAUUACGCAAUGUUAAAUUUAGAUCCUCUGUUAGGUGGUUAACUGAUUGUUGUACUCCGACAUCUUUGGGUUGGUGGGGGUAGUCUGAAAGGGCAUCUAGGAAUCUUUGGGUUGUCUGAGAAUUUAAAGCACGGCUUUUGAUGAUCCUUGCUUGGGGUCUGAGCAGAUUAUUUGUUGCGAUUGCAAACAUAAUAAGAUCUACAAAUUCUAUAUCUACAAAUUCUAUAUUUUGGGAGCGGCAGAAAACAGUUUUCAACCAGCGAUUGAGUUGUGAGACUGCUGUAGAGCUCAUCACUCCUCCUAACUGGGAGGGGGCCAGAGACAAUUACUCGAUGCCGACACAUCUUUCUAGCUAAUUUACAUGCUGAAGCUAUGUUGCGCUUGGUGACCUCUGACUGUUUCAUCCUAACAUCGUUAGUGCCAACAUGGAUAACAAUAUCCCUAUACUCUCUACGCUCGCCAGUUUUAGCCUUAGCCAGCACCCUCUUCAGAUUAGCCUUUACAUCGGUAGCCCUGCCCCAGGUAAACAGUGUAUGAUCACUGGAUGAUUCUUUUUAAGUCUAAUAAUGCGGGUAUUGGAGUCGCCAAUGUCUAGGGUUUUCAAUUUGUCAAAGCUAAUGGUGGAAGGCUUCGGCGGCUCAGACCCCAUAAUGGGUGGAGGAGAGACCUGAGAAAGUUGCGGGGACUGUGCUGGGGGAUUUAUACUACUAUCUGUACUUACUGGGGGCACAGACGCUGUUUCAACCUUUCCUACACUUAAAUUGCCCUUGCCUAACGAUUGCAACUGAAGCUGGGCUUGCAACACGGCUAUCCUCACCAUAAGGCGAUAGUUCUUGUGUAUAUUAUGAGUACAGCGACUGCAAUUAGAAGGCAUAGUGUUAAUGUUACUACUUAGCUUUUUGGGCUGGUGGAGGUCCUGUAGAACCAUGUCCUGAUAAAGCCUCCGGGGUGAAAAAGUUGAAUAAAAAAAGUAGAGCGAGGAAAAAACAAAGACGUUGGUAAAUGUGUUAAAUGCUGAUUUUAAUUAAACUGUAAUUAAUUGUAAAACAGGUAGCCAAGUAGCAACAAACAGCACAGCAACACGGAGACAAGUCCGGAAGUAACACUUGCAAUUCCUCCCAUCAGGAGCGAGGUAGAAUCAUGUGUGGAAUAUGUCAUAGACUCCAGGACUUAAAAAUAAGAUCUGGUUGACAUUGCACCCAAGCAUGCCAUCCAUUACACGUGGCUGAAAGCUAUAACUUUUUUGUACAUUGAAUAUUUUCUGCUUAUGUAAAGAAACAAAAUACAGGAGCCCUGGUUGGGUGCUUAAAGUUUAGCAAUAUUUUUUAAGAUGCUCUUUGUAGGGGUUCAUGCAUAGACUAAACAUUGCUUAAUGGAUAAUACAUGGCAUAUCUUUGGAGAAUUCUAUGGAAAAAUAUAAAUGGCAUGGACUCCAUUCCCUCCUUUCUGUCUAGGUCAAAGACACAGGGGUCAAAGGUCAGUACUCCCAGCUGACCCAGGAGGAGCUGAUCUCCCUGGUGGUGAAGCAGCAGGACCAGCUCUCCAAGAGGGACAACAAGAUCAAGGAGCUGGAGCAGUACAUUGACAACCUGCUGGUGCGCAUCAUCGAGGAGCAACCCAGUAUCCUGAUGUCCAUGAACUCACUCAAAUGA